AUGAAGGCAAGACAUAAAUACUUGGAUGAUCACGAAGGCUUUAAAGAUACCCUUCCAGAUUUGCGUUAAUAUGGAUAACUAAGAAUGCUAUCCAAUGCUCUAGCUUUAACUUUUACAACUGGAUUAUGUGUAAAAGCAUUCUCAAAAAAGAAAUUUACAAAGCAUAUUUUAUACAAUGUUGGGUUAGUAGCCUUUUUGCCUAUAAUUGCAGUAGUCGGUCAUUGGUAAGAUGAAUAGAGCAAAAUUGCAGAAAAAGCAUUACACGAUCAUAUAAAGUCAUAAUUUGAAAAUAAACCAGAAUGA
Molecule: messenger RNA, 303 nt
Organism: Paramecium tetraurelia
Lineage: Eukaryota; Ciliophora; Oligohymenophorea; Peniculida; Parameciidae
Exons: 2
Source: RefSeq, a predicted model, not a curated record